AUGAAUUACAACAUGCUUUGUUCUGAGAGUGGAAGUCUCUCAGCAAGGAAGAAGAGAGAGAUAAUUAAAAAAAUUGUUAAGGGUCAGAAAGCUGCUACUCAGCUCAAGAUUCUGCUUCAAAACCCCUUUGGGACUGCACCCUCUCCCUCUUCUCACCAACUCAUGACCAAUGUCCUCACAUCUUUCACACAAGCUCUUUCUAUUAUUCAAUCUUCUUCUUCGCAACCUGGUUCUGCAAAUGGGGUAGCUCGUCGGGAUCUUCUGACUUCCGGUGCAUACGGGUCGCCGUUGACCGGUUCCAGCCAUGAUCCAAUGUCUGGACAUUGCCGUGAGAAGAGAUCCCAAAAUGGUCGGAGAGAAUUGGGUUACCGAGAAGGAGGAUUUGACGAAUUGGGAUGUGUACGGAAGUACGGACGUAGUGUGUCACUGGUUUACAUCAGUGAAAAGCGGUUUUCGAGGAAGGGUGCAGUGACAUGGACCAUUCUCUCUUCCACCACAGAUGAUGAUCAUGCAUGGAGGAAGUAUGGACAAAAGGGAAUCCUGAAUUCUGAAUUUCCUAGGAGUUACUUCAGGUGCAGUUACAAGUAUGAUCAACGUUGUCAAGCAGUGAAACAGGUGCAGGUGGAUGAAGAUAAUCCACGUAUGUACCGAACUAAGUACAUUGGUAUUCACACAUGCAAUCCCACCCCUAAUACGGCAACACACCCAACCACUUGGGAAUCAUAUUUUCUGAAUUCUGAUCAUGACUCUGAUCCACGGGGUCCCCUCAUUACCUCACCAACCUUAUUUAUAAAACAAGAUUUUUCCAAAGAAACUCACACAUCAAGUGAUCUUACAGAUCACAAACUAUUAGAUCCUAUCAUGUUGUCAGAUUUGAAGGAUUUUGAACUAUCCAACCCCACCGUUGUGCCCUUGGGGAAGGAAUUUGGUAACUCUACUGCAGAUAAUGUGUAUUCAUGUACAGACUCUCAAAAUCUGGACAUGGACUUCGGUGGGGUCGCACCCGAUGAUUUUGGCACCCACUUUCACUUUGACAAAGGAGUUACUACAGGUGCAGUCACAAGUAUGAUCAAGACCAAACAGGUGCAACUGGAUAAAGAGAAUCCGAAUAUGUACGAGACUACGUUCGUUGGGCAUCACACAUGCAAUGCCACCACCAUGUCUACGCAUUCUGAAAUAGACUAUAGUUCCACUGCAUGGGAAUCAUAUCUUCUGAAAUUUGGUCUACCAAAUGUGCAAGAUCACCACAUUAGCUCACCAAACCUAACUAUAAAAGAAGAACUUCCCAAAGAAGACACACCAAGUGAUGUUACAAGUCACAAUCUGGAUCCUAACAUUUGGAUUGAUUAUGGUGCACGUAGAGAUGGAAUCUGA
This is a messenger RNA of Sphenostylis stenocarpa, 1374 nucleotides long. NCBI's taxonomy places the organism in Eukaryota, Viridiplantae, Streptophyta, Magnoliopsida, Fabales, Fabaceae. The record is from the annotation of a GenBank genome assembly.